Messenger RNA from Onychostoma macrolepis, 4157 nucleotides. RefSeq names its product oxysterol binding protein-like 3a (gene osbpl3a). NCBI's taxonomy places the organism in Eukaryota, Metazoa, Chordata, Actinopteri, Cypriniformes, Cyprinidae. Gene Ontology annotation, molecular function: cholesterol binding. The record is from RefSeq and is a predicted model, not a curated record. Gene Ontology annotation, cellular component: cytosol; perinuclear endoplasmic reticulum; plasma membrane. The transcript is spliced from 22 exons. Bases 345 to 2774 code for a protein of 809 amino acids.
UCACCUCACCGCGGAACUCAAAACACAGUUCGAGGUUCAAACCUGAGCUGGAAGCCGUAAACUUAAAACCUGCGGUCGCCUCCACCUUCCGCUUCACUCUCGGAUUACAUCGGUGCGUCACGGACAUUUCGUUCGCGAUAACCUUCCCAGAAGCGAAGUUACUAAAGAUCUGACUUCGGCAGGUAGAAGAAAUGCGAUGGCGAAUCCGGUGACAGUCACUUGGUCCAAAGUAUAAAUGUGCUGAUCAGGUGUUUUUAGAAGUGGACCGUCAGUGACACGAAGACAGAGCCGUCGCGCCACGCUGUCACUCUGAAUCUGGCAACCGCGAGUAAGUUAAUUGCAAGAUGAGUACAGAAGACCAAAUUGCACCGCUGUCCCCCAAGACAUCACCUACCACACCAACCAUGACACCAUUUACGCAACGAAAAGAGAGUAACUCCUCAUCUGAAGACAACAGACAGGACAGCUGGGAGUUGGUUGAGGACUUGCGGGGACUGACAGAAAAUAUUCAGAAGCCUGAGAAGCAGGAAGGUUUGCUGUUGAAAAAGAGAAAGUGGCCCAUGAAAGGCUGGCAUAAGAGAUAUUUCCUGCUUGAAAGGGGCAUCCUUACAUAUGCCAAGACGGGGACUGAUCUGAAGAAGGGGAGGUUACGAGGUCGCAUUGAUGUUGGUCUCUCUGUCAUGGCCAUGAAGAAGAAGUCAAUGUGUAUCGACCUGGACACAGAGGACAGUAUCUAUCACCUCAAGGCGAAGACUCGGGAUCUGUUUGAACAGUGGGUGACGCAACUACGCCAUCAUCGAAUGUUCCGUCAGAACGAGAUCGCCAUGGAGCCUCCCGAGCGACAGCUGCAAUCUGACCCCACCUCCAACAGACGACGUUCAUUUCUCACCAAGCAGCCUUCAGCCCUUUUGAAGAACAGCUGGCGCCAAAACUCACAAGACAUGGAGAAGUGCUGCAAAGAUCUAUCAGAGUGUGAGUCAGGGCUGCUGGAAUUAAAUCUGCUGCUGAAAAAUAUGGAAGUUCUUCACAGAACAUUCUCAGCACCUGCCAUUAACUUACUGCAGACUGAAGGCUCUAAAAAGGAGAAACGAGGACACAAAAAAUGGAGAUCAAAGAAUUAUAGCAAGGAAAAUAAAAGCACACAACAGCAAAAUCCUGAUGUUUCAUCUUCCCGUCUGCACGUAUCUCACCCAAACUUGAUAUAUUCAGAGCCGGUUUCACCAGACUCAUGCCUGGAUAGUCCAGAUUCACCAACAGAAGCCUCUCGAAUGCAGGAGGAGUUCUGUCGGCUCGCUGGCACUGUUCAUUCCAAUCUUCGGUCAGCGUACACUUCCCUUUGCACAGAAAGAGACCGAGUCAGGAACACAUUGGAUUGUAUCAGUGAAAAGGAUGUCCUCUAUGGGUCACGCCCUCUCCUGCAGCAGGCGUCCAGUGAGAGUCGAGGUUCAAUCCCAGAAUCCCUGUCAGAGUUCUUUGACGCUAAAGAGUAUCUGCUGUCUGGCAGCUCAUCUGAAAAUGAGGUGUCUGAUGAUGAUUCGUACAUCAGUGAUGUGAGUGAUAGCACGUCAGUAGAGUAUUGCAGGAAUGAGAACGGCACCGCAAAGGAGAUUCUAAGUAAUGGCAAUGACUGCGCAGUGAUGCGGCGAGACCGUUUGCCGAGUUCAUGCACGAACGAGAGCGUGAAUCUGUGGAGUAUUCUACGUAGUAACAUCGGUAAAGACCUGUCGAAAGUUGCCAUGCCUGUUCAACUCAAUGAGCCCUUGAACACCCUGCAGAGACUAUGUGAGGAAGUUGAGUACUGCCACCUGCUGGACACGGCUGCAAACACACACGACCCACACAUGCGCAUGUUGUAUAUAGCAGCAUUUGCUGUAUCUGCAUAUGCAUGUUCGUUCACUAGAGCAGGAGGAAAACCAUUUAAUCCGAUACUGGGAGAGACAUAUGAGUGUCUCCGGCCAGAUAAGGGCUUCCGCUUCAUUGCUGAACAGGUCAGUCACCAUCCACCUGUGUCCGCUUGUCACUGCGAGUCCAAAAACUACACAUUUUGGCAAGAUGUCCGAUGGAAGAAUAAGUUUUGGGGGAAAUCCAUGGAGAUCGUUCCCAUGGGAGUCACUCACUUAGAGCUGCCAGGUUUUGGGGAUCGUUACGAGUGGAGUAAAGUCACUUCAUGCAUUCAUAACAUUCUGAGCGGUCAGCGCUGGAUCGAACACUAUGGGGAAAUGUCAAUCAAACACUCUACCACCAUGGGAGACAUCAGUUAUUGCAAAGUGACUUUCCUUAAGUCGAGAUCUGGAGGUCUGAAUGCUAAUGAGGUAGAGGGUGUGGUCACUGAUUCAGAUGGGCGUGUCAUUCACUCUCUGUUUGGUAAAUGGAGCGAGGCCUUGUAUCUGGGCAAACCGCCUUCGGCAACCUGCAUCUGGAGAGCAAAACCCAUGCCUGAGGACCAUGAGCAGUACUAUGGAUUCACCCAGUUUGCAAUUGAGUUAAAUGAAUUGGACGAGGGUUUAAAGCCACUCUUGCCUCUGACAGACACCCGUUUUAGACCAGACCAAAGAUUACUUGAAGAGGGUGAUAUUGCCGGAGCAGAAGAACAGAAAGAAAGAAUUGAAGUCCUCCAAAGAGAGAGGAGGAGAGUCCUGCAAGAAAGCAGCAUGACACACUCACCCCGAUUUUUUAAACGUGCUGAAGACGACUCUUGGGUGAGCAAUGGCACUUACUGGGACCUCAGGAAGGACCCUGGAUUCAGCAAACUAGAAUUCCCUGUGCUCUGGUGACCAUCAGUGUAUUUGUUAUUGACUCUUCCAUUUCUGCUCUGGCUGUAUAUAGAUGUAUCCCUGCUUAUUUGUUAUUUUAUGCAAUCCUGCUGAACACUGUGGGAUUUAAUGUACCAUGCUUAUGUUGAUGUUUUUGUAUUGGUAUUUAUCUUGGUUAAACAGACACAUUUCCAGAAAAAGAUAGAAAGACAUUUAUGCCUUACUUGUCAAACUGCCUAGUUCAUGUUUAGAUGCAAAUGCACUGACCAAUGACUUUUGUAGGUGUCUGGAUAUAAUUAGUGUAUUAUUAAUUAUUAAUUAAUUAAUUAAUUAAUUAAUCAAGUAAAUUAAAAAAAGAAAUCCUCAAAUCGAAUCAAUUAAAAUAAAUUACACAAUAUUAAGACUGAUUAAGAAUCUUAUAGAACAAACACUGAAGUUCACCCUAAAAUAAAAAAAAAAGAAAUGAUUUUUUGUAAAUUAAGUCUAUAUUUUGGACCAUUAUAGGUUUUGUGCAUUAUGACCUUAUUUUUUAUUGUCAUUCUCAUUACUGUAACGUGAAAAAGAUGAUGUAUUUAAUUGGUAAAGUGUUUAUACAACUUGAUAGUAUUUGUUAUAUACUUUUCAUUGUUUUUCUUUUUAAAUCAGCACAAAACGUUAUAUAAAAAAAAAAAAAAAUCAAAAGUAUUACAGUAAUGAGAAUUUAGGGCACUUAUUUGUCAUGAAAAUAAUGUCGACUGGCAAAUAAAACAAAUCUUAGUCCUAAAAAUAGGCUUGAUGUUCUUUUAUACAAAAUAUAAUUUCUUAUUUAUUUGUUUUGUUUUAUUAAAUAGUAAUUGAGUUAUUUUGAGUGACCUGAGCUGAAUGUUGUAAUGAGAUUUACACCAGGAGAGUUCGUACUAUAAUUCAUCCAUUGCUGACUCAGUCGCUCUACUUUAUAAUCAGGGAAUAUAGAAAUCAAAAAAUAUAUCCAUAAAUAUUUGUGCACAUAUUACAAUGAUGAUUUAUGCAUAUUUAAAGGGACUUGGUUUUCUUUUAAUUCGUUAAUAAUAGAAAACUAAUAUAGCAAUAUAUAAAAUAUAUGUUUGAAAGAAACUGUCUCAAUUAAUGAUUGUGUAAUGCAUGGUAAUUUUGUGUUGUGUACAUGCUUGUCCUCCUUUUCUAUAUAUGUUUGUUAAAGAGAGCAAGUGAUAGUCUACAUGUAUUUCUUGAUGGGCCUGUUACACUCUAACUGUUCUGUUUCACUGUGGGUGUGGUGUUUCAAAUGUGGUAAACACAACAUUCCUUUCAAGAAUUUAAAAAAAUUCGAGGACUGUUGCUUUCAGAGGACUGGGAAUGGAUUGCAUCAGUGACCACAUGUUUCGCUGCACAAUAAAUGUAGAGAGCACAAAUCUAAGGAACUUUCCC